Molecule: messenger RNA, 1159 nt
Organism: Arabidopsis arenosa
Lineage: Eukaryota; Viridiplantae; Streptophyta; Magnoliopsida; Brassicales; Brassicaceae
Source: the annotation of a GenBank genome assembly
AAUACACUAUCAAUCUACGAUCUCAAAAUAAAUCAUGGACCACAAAAUCUCAAUGUAUUUGUUUGUGUCUUACCUAGCAAUCUUUACUCUUUUCUUCAAAGGCUUUGUCUCCUCGUUUCCUUCGGGAUAUAACAAUGGUUACAAUAAUGGUCACGGAUAUGGACUAACUAGCAAUCUCAACUAUCGAUUCUAUGACCGGUCUUGUCCUCGUCUUCAGAUGAUUGUUAAGUCCGGAGUUCGGAGAGCUUUUCAAGAUGAUUCUAGAAUCGCUGCGUCUCUUCUCCGGCUCCAUUUCCACGAUUGUUUUGUCAAUGGAUGUGAUGGAUCUAUACUUCUGAACGAUUCCGAGGAUUUCAAAGGAGAGAAGAACGCUCGGCCAAACCGAAACUCAGUCCGUGGCUUCGAAGUCAUUGAAGACAUUAAAUCUGAAAUCGAAAGUUCUUGUCCCUUAACAGUUUCAUGCGCUGACAUAGUUGCUCUCGCAGCUAGAGAAGCCGUCGUCCUCACUGGAGGGCCGUUUUGGCCCGUGCCUUUGGGACGAAGGGACUCAUUAACGGCGAGUGAGCAAGCGGCGAAUACAAAUCUGCCAUCUCCGUUUGAGCCGUUGGAAAAUAUAACGGCCAAGUUCGUGACCCUUGGACUCGACCUCAAGGAUGUUGUUGUUCUCUCAGGAGCACAUACUAUAGGAUUUGCUCAAUGUUUCGUGAUCAAGCACAGACUCUUCAACUUCAAGGGCUCAGGCCAGCCUGACCCAAACCUAGCCGCUUCCUCAGCACUUCUCUCUAAGCUAAAGGACACGUGUCCUAACGUGGACUCCUCAGAUUCUAAGCUCGCUGCUCUUGACGCAGCUAGCUCAGUCAAGUUUGACAAUGCUUACUACGUGAACUUAAUGAACAACAUAGGACUGUUGGAUUCCGAUCAAACCCUAAUGACGGAUCCUACGGCUGCCGCCUUGGUGAAGUCGUACAGCGAGAAUACGUACUUGUUCUCGAGGGAUUUCGCAGUUUCAAUGGUUAAAAUGGGGAGUAUCGGAGUUAUGACCGGAAGUGAUGGAGUAAUUAGAGCAAAAUGUGGAUUUCCAGGUUAAGUUAUAUAGACUCCUUUGAACGCGCGUAAACACUAAAUCCAAAUCAGUCUAUAAUAUAUCUAGAAGUAAUCU